Messenger RNA from Elaeis guineensis (African oil palm), 1166 nucleotides. Its product is annotated as ubiquinone biosynthesis protein COQ4 homolog, mitochondrial. Gene Ontology annotation, biological process: ubiquinone biosynthetic process. Lineage: Eukaryota; Viridiplantae; Streptophyta; Magnoliopsida; Arecales; Arecaceae. Gene Ontology annotation, cellular component: mitochondrial inner membrane. The record is from RefSeq and is a predicted model, not a curated record.
GAUCUAUUUGAUUCCGAAAUCGUGGUUUUCUCUCUACUCAAAUUUCGAUUGCGACAGCUCCUGUUCUGGUUCUCCUCCUCGAUCGCUUCUCCCCGCCCUUCCCCACCAUCGAAACCGGCCAUUGUAGCCCUCCGGCCGGCAGAAUCCUCGUCUCCGGCCCCCUCCUCCUCCUCCAGGCGACGGCAGUGGCAAGUGCAUAUUUGUCAUUACUUCAGAGCUAUGGAAGGAGCGCGCAUUCAUCUGAAGGGAUGGCAGCAGGCAGCAGUUGCCGUUGGCUCAGCUCUCGGUGCCCUAAUGGAUCCUAGAAGAGCAGAUCUAAUAGCUGCUCUUGGAGAGACCACUGGAAAGCCAGCUUUUCAACGGGUGCUUGAGAGGAUGAAGAAUAGCCCUGAAGGCAGGGAAGUUCUGUUGGAGCGACCCCGUGUUAUAUCUGCAGAGGUUUCACAUGCAUGGGACAUGCCUGAGAACACAUUUGGUUGGGCGUAUGCAAGGUUCAUGGGAUCAAGGAACUUCUCUCCAGAUGACCGCCCGCCUGUUCGAUUCAUGGAUACAGAAGAACUGGCAUAUGUGGCUACACGUGCUCGUGAGGUGCAUGAUUUCUGGCAUGUUCUAUUUGGCCUGCCUACAAAUUUGCUUGGAGAGUCUGCCCUGAAGGUGGUGGAGUUUGAGCAGAUGCUUCUUCCCAUGUGUCUGCUGUCAGUUUUUGGAGGUUCGGCAAGGUUUAGUGAGAAGCAAAGGGCUCGCUUCUUCCAACAUUACUUCCCAUGGGCCAUGCAAGCUGGCCUGAGGUGCACAGAUCUUAUGUGUCUCUAUUAUGAGAAGCACUUUGAUGAAGACUUGGACAAUGUGCGAAAUAAGUGGGGGAUAAUCCCUUGUCCAGAUCCGAAACUGAAAAGCUGAGUUGUGUAUCGAAUUUUUCCGUUGAUUGUCCAUGACUUUCUUUUAUACCCAUUUAUUAUCCACUUGAUAGCCAAGGAAUUACUGCAAGCGGGACUGCUAUUUUAGCCAGAUGCUUGUUACAGUGGUACACAGAGAAAAUGUAGCAGCACUGUUGGUUUUCUUUUAUCAAGUUGUUAUUAGGAUGAAACAAAAAGUUGUUACUAUUGCCGGAUCAUGAUUUUCCAAAUAUUCCCAUUAUGAGAGGAUGAUUUCUGUAGCCUUGGGUU